AUUUCCAAAUAGAUUUUUUUUUAUUGUACGACGAAAAAUCAGUGAGUGAACUCGUGAGUUGGAAAAAGGUGAUUUUAGCCUAUUUUCGGGUGUUACAGGAUUCAGUGAGACAAAGGAGUGCAUCGGGCAAAUGAUGGUGAUGCUGAAAGUGUAGGAAAAUUAGUGAAAAAUCAUGGGAAUAUGUGUUUAAUUGAGACAUCUUCGCUUACUACAACUAACACUGGAUUCAAUAUCAGAAGUGUAUUGACCCUGUGGACAUUUUGGUGUUUAAGAAAUUUUUAAAAAAAAGUAAUUGUAGACGAUGGGAAAGUUUUCUGGGAAAAAAUGUCGUCUUUUGACGAUGAUGUGGCUUACGGCAUUUUUCUUCUUUGUGGAAAUUGUCGUGGGCUACGUGACGAAUUCAAUGGCUCUGGUAGCCGAUAGUUUUCACAUGUUGGGUGAUAUUGCGGCUCUUGUAAUAUCAUUUUUGUCGAUAAAGAUGUCACCAAAGAAAUGGUCUAAAAAUACAUUUGGAUGGGCCAGAGCUGAGGUACUCGGCGCUCUUGUUAAUGCUGUCUUCCUCGUGGCACUUUGCUUCAGUAUCACCAUUGAGGCAUGCAAAAGGUUCAUUGAGGAAGAACGAAUUCACGAACCAAAACUCUUGGUGAUUGUUGGAUGUGUUGGACUCCUAGUCAAUGUUGUAGGCUUAUUUUUACUCUAUGAACACGGAGGCCACGGACAUUCUCACUCCUUAUCACGAUCUCGAAAUAAAUUGACACGCUUAACAAAUACGGAUGAUAACGAGAACAAUUCAUUCGUGUAUCAGCAGAAUCCAUCGGCGCAACAAUUGAAGAAGAACUCGGGACAUAGUCACGAUUCCUCGCAAAUGAACAUGCGAGGGGCCUUUCUGCAUGUCCUCAGUGAUGCUCUUGGAAGUGUCAUUGUCGUAAUUAGUGCACUGGUUGUCUGGUUGACUGAGUGGAAGUACAAGUACUACAUGGAUCCUGCCCUUUCAAUUGUCCUUGUGAUUCUCAUUCUGCACUCCGUGUGGCCUCUGUUGCGGGAAUCUGCAUUGAUUCUGCUGCAGACGGUACCCACGCAUAUCCAGGUGGAUGCCAUACAGAAGCGUCUCCUGGAGAAGGUGGAUGGAGUUUUGGCUGUACAUGAGUUUCAUGUGUGGCAAUUGGCUGGAGAUCGCAUCAUUGCGUCAGCCCAUAUUAGAUGCAGGAAUUUGUCAGAGUACAUGAAGAUUGCCGAAAAGGUGAAAGAGUUCUUCCACAAUGAGGGAAUCCAUUCCACAACAAUUCAGCCGGAAUUUGUGGAAAUUGAGGCGCUGAACAGUUUGGCGGCCUCAGAUGGUAUCUCUAGUGAUCUCAAUGGGAGUGGAUCGCAGGAUUGCUGCGCCCUGGACUGCCCAACAACUGAUGAGGGAUGCGUGAGAGCGACUUGCUGCCAAAAUAACAAUAAAACACAAUUGCCAUCACCAUCUCCAUCGCCGUUCCUGUGUCGCCAGCGCAGUUCAAAUGCACGGAAUGAUGUCGAGACGGGUUCACUGCUGGACUUUCCUGUGAAUAAUCUCACACCAGGCCCAACACGCAGCACCCUGACGCCGGAAAAGAGCCCUAAGACGUCCGUUUGACGAACAACAACGUCUCAGCAGCAUUUUCAGGCAACAACCCUCGAUAGUAAAGUUAGAACAUUUUCACCAUGUGGCUGUGAUGGUCGAUGUGUAAUUAGUAGAAAUAUUAUCAUGGGUAAUUUUCAUUCUCCAAAUACACCCAACUAUUGAGAUAUAUCCACACACACACAUACACACACACACACGCAAACAAACACUAGAAAAUCCAAUUUUAUCUAUACUGCCAGUGUAGAAUUGUGUGAAUAUGUUACAACAACAAAAAACAAAUUACAAGUUUAAAAAAAAACUAUAUAUUUAGUAGAAUUACCUUUGAUAAAAACAAUUCUAUAGAUUGAAAGAAGCAAAAAAAAGAUUAGAAAUAAUGACUUAAAAUCUUGAUGUGUGUGUUAGCACAGAGUUUUUUUGUGCGGCAAAAUUUGACUAUAAAAAUUUUAGGAGAAUAAAAAAAAAAGAAUAAUUAAAAAUAAUUACAAGAAAA
Phlebotomus papatasi is the source of this 2096-nucleotide messenger RNA. RefSeq names its product proton-coupled zinc antiporter SLC30A1 (gene ZnT63C). NCBI's taxonomy places the organism in Eukaryota, Metazoa, Arthropoda, Insecta, Diptera, Psychodidae. The record is from RefSeq and is a predicted model, not a curated record. Gene Ontology annotation, cellular component: membrane. Gene Ontology annotation, molecular function: zinc ion transmembrane transporter activity. The transcript is spliced from 7 exons. Bases 302 to 1618 code for a protein of 438 amino acids. Gene Ontology annotation, biological process: detoxification of zinc ion; intracellular zinc ion homeostasis; zinc ion transmembrane transport.